GCGGCUCAACCCGGAAAUUGGAUCUAACAGCGAGCACUGCGUACUCCGUGCGAAAAAAAUAAUGCUAGAUUUGAAUCAUUAUUGAAGAAAUCAUGGUUAUGAAUAGAACAGCUUAAUCUAAACAGUGGAAGUUCCUCAGCAGAUUAUGAUCACCAUUACCACAAUGAGCCUUCUUACUGGUCCAAUAUUCCUGACAGAGAGCAAUACAGCAGUAAUGACAUUUGGAAAAAACUGGCCAACACUGCUCCUAUUGGAAGAGACAGUACACAACAGUCGCUACGUGUUCGGAUUUAUUUUGGCUUUUUGUACAUUGAUCGCGAUAAGGGUCUGGAAAUAUUUCAGAAGAGUAGAAACCAGCUCAAGUCCACUGCAGCCAACUACAAGUUCUGUAGAAGAAGACAAGGAAUACCUGCCUGGAGAAGUUUGUUUAAGUCCUAAGUUACCAAGGCCUUCAGCUGGAAGACAAGAUGCCUGGAAUCUGAGACAUAGAAAUGUCCCAACAAGUCCAUCUGAAGUAACUGGGCCUUCUGGAAGACAAAUUGCUGAGGAACCCCACCCAGAAUAUAUCUCUUCAAGUCCACCUGUGUCAAGUGGGGCCUGUGAGAGACAAGAAAGAGUUGAGAAGCCUGAGUGCAUUAGUAAUAAGUUUCUUCAUUCCCUCUCUGGGGACAUCUCACCAAGGGAAAUGAUGUCUUUAGGUCUUCAGCUAGGAUUCAGCCAUGCCACACUAAGUACUUACGCUUACAAUCACAACAGAGAUGCAAAAAGUCAGAUUUAUAAUAUGUUAGUGGACUGGCACAACAAACAGGAUGGAGAUCUUAAGUCCCAAGCCAAGGAGCUUGGUCAUUGUCUGGCUAAGGCAGGGCGCUCAGACCUGAAAAUAAAAGUUUACAAAACCUUUAACAUCAGGUAAAUGAAACUGUAUGCUUUCUGUACUUAUGGUUCAGUUUUCAAAGCCCCAGUUUUGAUUUUUGAUGUACAUGUAGAUAUGCAAAAUAUAUGUGUUAUUUUCAUUUACGUUUGAUAUUUUUAGUUUGUCUUACAUAUAAUAUAUGAAUUCCGGAUGGCAAUUCUACAAAUGGCCGGCCGAAUGUAAAUUGAUUUCAGUUAAGUCAUAAACAGAAAAUUAUAUUAGAAAUUUAAGACUAAGUUACUCUAGCAUGGUUAAAGAAUCAAUUAUGUGAAAGUUUUGGUGCCAAAAUAACCCCUUUUAAGCGGGCAUUGGCCUCCAUUACAGAAUGACAAUGCUGGUGACUCCUUGCUGUUAGGGCAUUCAACUCUCAGACAUUUGUUGUUUGAGCUGCAACUGUAGAGGCAGAAAACUGACAAACAUUAAUGUAACAGCGAGUACAAUUACAGGAUGUUUCUGUGAGAGUUUAUCAUCACAGUCAUAAAGUCCAUGGUUUUCCUGAUUUCAUCAGCUUACAUGGGUCUUGUUACAGAGUCGGAUGUUAUGCCAACUUCCUUGGAAUAAUCACAUCACGCAAACAAAACCCACUGAAGACCAUAUUUCAAAUGCAGAAACAAAAUCUGUUUAAAUGUUUAUUUUAAAGAUGUUAUAUUUAAAAUUAAUUUUAACGGCUUAUGGUUGGAUUCUUUUAAUCCACUUUUUUCUGUGUAAGAUAGUGAUUCCAUCAGUGUAGCCAGAAAUUUACUGUUGCUUCAGUAAUUAAAGAUACUCGAUCUUUUA
Messenger RNA from Acanthaster planci (crown-of-thorns starfish), 1690 nucleotides. RefSeq lists its product as uncharacterized. Gene Ontology annotation, biological process: signal transduction. The record is from RefSeq and is a predicted model, not a curated record. Gene Ontology annotation, molecular function: protein binding. NCBI's taxonomy places the organism in Eukaryota, Metazoa, Echinodermata, Asteroidea, Valvatida, Acanthasteridae.